Striga hermonthica is the source of this 694-nucleotide messenger RNA. NCBI's taxonomy places the organism in Eukaryota, Viridiplantae, Streptophyta, Magnoliopsida, Lamiales, Orobanchaceae. The record is from the annotation of a GenBank genome assembly.
CGAUCCAGCGAGGCAUGUUCGAGCAUUUGAAAAUAUGUCCGUGUUGCACGGAUAUUCAGACCCAGUUAGUUGCAGAGCGUUCUUGUCGACCCUUCGGGGAGGUGCCCUUGAUUGGUUUCAUCAGUUAGCCCCCGGGUCGAUCAAAGAUUUCGAAGAUUUUGCAGGGCAACUCACCAACCAGUACGCGAGUGCAGUCGCGCAGGAGAAGACAUACCUUACUCUGAUGGCAAUGCGGCAGGGUGAGAAAGAAUCGCUACGGAAAUAUGUGGCCCGGUACAAUCAGAUGUGCUUAGAAGUGCCCACGGCUGUCGACGAGGUGAAGGCGGGAGGAUUAAUCAGGAGUCUACGACCGGGACCUUGUCGGACGUCGUUGGCGAAGACGCCCGCUCGAACUUAUGAGGAGGUGUUGAAGAGGUGCAAAAAAUACAUUAACCUGGAAGAAACGGAGGCCGAGUUUGCCAAGCUCGAAGAAGUGGCAAGGCCCGACCAAAGGAGGGGAAAGCCAAACUCACCCAGGCGGGAGUCGCCCAAGAGGAAUCCUCAGAAGAGUGGUCCGUUCAGGAGAUCGUCGCCCAAGAGGGAUGGGCGAAAUUCGUUUCAAGGAGGACGGGAAGAUCGCUGGCAAGGGCGACCGCGACUACCCAAUGGGCAGAGAUAUAACAACUUCACCCCACUUAAUGCCCAGAUGGGUGAG